AUGCCGCUGACGACCAGCUCGAUCACUCCCUUGGAAUUCGAACCUUCGCGGUUUGCCAGUAGACGAAGCGUGGUACACAGCACCAAGGGCAUAGUAUCAUGCACGCAGCCUCUAGCCGCCAAGUGCGGCAUCGACAUUCUCAACGCCGGUGGGAACGCAGCUGAUGCCGCUGUCGCAGUUGCCGCUGGUUUGAACAUGACGGAGCCCUGCUCUACCGGCAUCGGCGGCGACAUGUUCUGCCUGUACUACGAUGCAGCAACCGGAAAGGUCUCGGCUCUGAACGGAUCGGGACGGUCUGCCAAGAACGCCACCCUUGAGAGCGUCCGUAGCGAUCUCGGGCUCAAGGACGGCGACAAAGGGAGCAUCCCCAUUGCCAGCCCCCUCGCCGUGACCGUUCCUGGAGCCGCUGCCGGAUGGGUCGACACAGUCGAGAGGUUUGGCAGCGGCAAGCUGAGCCUGGAGCAGAUCCUUGCGCCCGCCAUCGCGCUCGGGGAAGCGGGCUUCCCCGUCUCCGAGAUAGCAUCCUACAUGUGGAACCGGUCGGAACAAUUGCUCCGUGAUGCCUCUCCCAACUUCCGGGAGCUGCUCAAGGUGGACCCACAGGCCAAGGACGGCUGCCGCGCCCCCAAGCCCGCCGAGAUCAUGAGGAACCCGAACCUGGCCAAGACCUUCCGCACCCUCGCCGCCGAGGGCAAGAAGGGCUUCUACACGGGCCGCAUCGCCGAGGAGAUCGUCAAGGUCUGCAAGGACCGCGGCGGCCGCCUUGAGCUCGACGACCUCGCCCACCACGGCGAGACCGGCAGCGAGCCGGUCGAGCCCAUCUCGGUCAAGUUCAGGGCGCAGGGCGUCGGCAGGAUCCUCGCCCAGAGCUCGUCGGACCCGCAGACCAAGGAGGCCGACGCUGGCGUCGAGCUCUGGGAGCACCCGCCCAACGGCCAGGGCAUCGUGGCCCUCAUGGCCCUCGGCAUCAUCCAGGAGCUCGAGAGGGCGGGAACGAUCCCCGUUUUCGGCCCGGAGGACUUCAACACGGCGCCGUACCUGCACGUCGUCAUCGAGGCCCUGCGCAUCGCCUUCGCCGAUGGGUCCUGGUACGUCACCGACCCCAACACGACCAAGGUCCCCGCCGCCGAGCUCGUCUCGCCGGCCUACCUGGCCGAGCGCGCCAAGCUGUUCGACCCGGCGCGUGCCUCCGACGUCCUGCACCACGGCGACCCCUACCGCUCCCCGGCGCUGCAGUCGAGCGACACGGUCUACUUUGCCUGCUCCGACAGCCGCGGCAACGCCAUCUCCUUCAUCAACUCCAACUACACCGGGUUCGGCUCGAGCAUCGUGCCCCGCGGGUGCGGCUUCACGCUGCAGAACCGCGGCGCCAACUUCAGCCUCGACCCGGAGCACCCGAACCGGCUCGAGCCCGGGAAGCGGCCCUACCACACCAUCAUCCCGGGCCUCGUGACCAACCUGCCCGACCGCUCGCUGCACUCCGUCUUCGGCGUCAUGGGCGCCUUCAUGCAGCCCCAGGGCCACGUGCAGACGCUGCUGGGCCAGCUCGUCGGCGCGCUGACGCCGCAGGAGGCGCUCGACGCGCCGCGCGUGUGCAUCGGCGCCGGCUCGCCCGAGGAGGGCGACGUGUACGACCGCACCGUCUACUGCGAGGAGGGCAUGCCCGCCGAGGCCGUGGCCGGGCUGCGCGCGCUCGGCCACGAGGUCCGCGUGGUGGCGGGCGUGGCGCGGGGCAUGUUUGGCCGCGGCCAGAUCAUCCGCUGGUCCGUCGACCCCGUCGACGGCACCGGCGUGUGGUCUGCCGGCAGCGACGCCAAGGGCGACGGCGCGGCGUUUCCUGCGUAG
Messenger RNA from Thyridium curvatum, 1845 nucleotides. RefSeq lists its product as uncharacterized. The transcript has 4 exons. The coding region runs from base 1 to 1845 and encodes 614 amino acids. NCBI's taxonomy places the organism in Eukaryota, Fungi, Ascomycota, Sordariomycetes, Thyridiales, Thyridiaceae. The record is from RefSeq and is a predicted model, not a curated record.